This is a messenger RNA of Syngnathus acus (greater pipefish), 1909 nucleotides long. It is a transcript of the gene fam161b, whose product is annotated as FAM161 centrosomal protein B. Gene Ontology annotation, biological process: cilium organization. The transcript has 9 exons. Gene Ontology annotation, cellular component: cilium. The coding region runs from base 217 to 1710 and encodes 497 amino acids. NCBI's taxonomy places the organism in Eukaryota, Metazoa, Chordata, Actinopteri, Syngnathiformes, Syngnathidae. The record is from RefSeq and is a predicted model, not a curated record.
GAGAAACCGAAGCUCGCCCAAUAGUGGUGCAGCCACUUGUCUUUUUUUAAUAUUUAUUUUUGGUUAAUUUUAUCUUCAUUGCAAAAAAGUCCAAAUGCAGAACAGUAUACUUUAUCGACGAAGAUUUCUGUACAGGGAUGAAGCCUUGAUGCAGGGAAACUCCACGCACAGUUUGCCUUUUAACAGAUGACAUCACAACCAUCUUGACCAGCAAAUAUGUCAGAACCAGAGAUGAUGCUUACAGAUGGUUCGGAAUCAGAAGAAAUCCUCCAUCAGAGGCUGCGGUCCCUGAGCGAGACAAUCCAACGACAGCUGCAAGAGACCGAGAGGAGGCACAGAGAGCAAUUAGAGAGCAGGAUUCAUCACAACACUCUCCUCUCAGCAGAACUGUCUCCAAGGACCAAGCUGUUGGGGUUGUCUGCUCCAGUUUUGGAAUCUUCAUCCGAGUGCAAGAAACACUCCACUCGGCCUCCCACCCAGACGCAGCAAUGUGAACGAGAACCUUCAUUCAAAACAACACAGCAGAAGAAAGAGGAGGAGGCCGAAGCUGAGUGCAAGAAAAAGUUCACUGCCCUUCCUGUCCCCAUUCAAGUCAAACUUCCUCUCUAUCAGGAGAUGAUGGAACGGCGGGACAAGGAAAGAAAGCAAGGGUUAGAGCAAAGAAAAACCUUCCUGUUUUCUGUUCAGAAACCUUUCAGCUUCCAGGAGAGAGAAAAGAAGAAACAGGAGAAGCUGGUUGAGCUGCAAGCAAAAAAGACGACUGUACAGAAUGUUCAGCAGUCGUGUCCUAAACACGUUAAAGCGCCAGCAGAGCGGGAGAGUUGCAGGAAAAGCCACAUCAGCACUACACAACAGGAGAAUCCAGACAAGCCCAAACUUCGCAUUUCAGAUUGCACCAGAAUGGAAAAGUUGGGAUUCCUUUACGAGAAGCCGAGCUUUCAGCCUAAGAUCAACCAGCAGGUGCCCGAUUUCAACCGGUUGCACAAAGCCCUGCGGGCAGAAGGUCUGAAAGCAACACUAAGUAAAGAUCUAACCAAGUGUCAACCCUUCUACCUGAGGACAUCCGCUCUUCCUGCCAGGCAAAGUAGGAUGAGUCCUGAAAUCUCACAGAUACCCAGUCAAAAUAAUAUGAGGCGGAGUAAGUCAUGCGGUGCCCUAAGGUCGUUGUCUGCAGACACACUUCCGACUUACAUCACAGAUGCUACCAGGAAACGUUGCAUGGCCAUCAGGAAAUCCAUGGAGAUGAGGGAUGGGAAGAAUCAGGAAAGUGCAGACUGGGCAAGGAAAUACCAGAGCAAAUCGGAGGCCUUGAGGAAGACGGUUUCCCUCCACGCCAAGUCGAUGGACCCUCACAAAAGCUUGAAAGAAGUCUACGACGAAAGACUGCAGCACCAUCGGGAGACGGAUCGACAAAGGACAAGAGAUUACAUGCGGGAUCUACACGACAUGAACGCUCGCGUUCGAGAGCGCCCCCUUUUGUUUGAACAGGUGAAACAGAGAUACGCCAAAGCUCAAGCGGAACAAGUUUACAAGAACGAGUUGAGGAAAGCUGGCGUCGAAGAACGUUUUGUUGAAGAAAAGGGAGGCGCGUUCACCUCGUCGUCCAUCUCAUCACCAGCUAAAGAUGACACAUGCCCCAACGUCCACAACACUGACAAAAACUGCAGCGACGCAGAGGAGGAAAAUGUAGACGACGGUGAAGAAAAUUGAAGACGUGGAGGCGAACAGCGGUGGAGUCCGAAGGGGAUUGUCAUGAUAAGACGGUACAAUGUUUUUGUGGCCUCUUGGCUAGAACACAACACUGUAUUCAAAUAUGACUCAUGUCUACUCAACCACACCGACAAUGGAUCCGCCAAACAUGUGCAAGUACGAAUUAAGAAAUCUCAAAACAUCUGAACCAAAACAAAAA